Molecule: messenger RNA, 1221 nt
Organism: Musa acuminata subsp. malaccensis (wild Malaysian banana)
Lineage: Eukaryota; Viridiplantae; Streptophyta; Magnoliopsida; Zingiberales; Musaceae
Product: dof zinc finger protein 1
Biological process (GO): regulation of DNA-templated transcription
Molecular function (GO): DNA-binding transcription factor activity; DNA binding
Source: RefSeq, a predicted model, not a curated record
GUCCACCUUCUCUGUUUUCUUCAUGCGCACAAACUGGGGCCAAAUCAGGGCCCUCCCCACACGUGUGCUGCACCUGCACACAUUCCCUCCCUCGAAUACAGAUCUCGGCAUUAAAGAAUGGGUUGGUGUUGCAGAAAGGAAUCAUCCUCUCCUCAUCUCUAAGGCAGUCCGUUCCUGUGGAAAGCGCUCUCUUCCUCGUCUCCUUCCUGCUGUUCUUUGGAUGGACGCUACCCAGUGGCCUCAGGGCAUAGGGCUGAUGAAGCCCAUGGAGGAGUCCGCGUCCUCCAUCACAACCACCGCGGGAGGCAACACAUGCACCACUGCCAGGUCACAGGAGAUGGAGAGGAGGCCAAGGCCGCACAAGGAGCAGGCUCUGGGCUGCCCCCGGUGCAGCUCCACCAACACCAAGUUCUGCUACUACAACAACUACAGCCUCACGCAGCCCCGGUACUUCUGCAAGAGUUGCCGGAGGUAUUGGACCGAUGGCGGAUCCCUCAGGAAUGUCCCGGUGGGUGGUGGCUCAAGAAAGAACAAGAAAUCCUCCCUGAUCUCCUCCACCACCACGAAAUCCUCCUCCUCCUCCUCCUCCUCCUACGCAGCAGCAGCAGCAGCGUUACCUACCGCCUCAACUCUGUUCAUCCCUCCAUCUGCAUCCCUCUCCACCAGCCCCGAAGCUCCAAAGUUUCAUGAGGCCCGGCAGGACCUCCACCAACAUAGCCACCCUGGCAAUACCUUUGCCACUGUCGCUCCUCUCUCUACCAUGGAGCUACUGAAGAGUGAGAUGGAAGCAAGAAACCACCUUGGCCCUUUCAUGCCCGAAUACCCAUCCGGAUUCGGAUUGCAACAACUCAGACCACCUACUCUCACUUUUCCUUUGGAUGGAAUUGCUGGGUACAGGAGCUUGCCCGGAAUCCAGGCGAACGCUAGUGGUAAGCUGCUGUUUCCUUUCGAGGACCUGAGGCCAGUAGUCCCAUCAAUCAAUGUUUCCGAUCAGUUCCAUCAGAACAAGGAACAAGGAAGUGAUCCUCCUGGUUUUUGGCACGGUAUCAUCGGAGGAGGAGGAGGAGGAGGCUCAUGGUAGUGGUAGUAGUGUUCAUGGCACAUCGUGUCCAGCUUUCUUCAUUCACUCCUUUCAACUGGUUUACUUCUCUUAUACAUCCUCAUCACUGUGGAUAUCUGAAGCUUCAUUCCAGCUUGCCUUGACAAGUAGGUCUUUGUUGA